Molecule: messenger RNA, 4650 nt
Organism: Oncorhynchus tshawytscha (Chinook salmon)
Lineage: Eukaryota; Metazoa; Chordata; Actinopteri; Salmoniformes; Salmonidae
Gene: osbpl8
Product: oxysterol binding protein-like 8
Exons: 28
Coding region: 572-3793 (1073 amino acids)
Cellular component (GO): intracellular membrane-bounded organelle; cytosol; membrane
Molecular function (GO): cholesterol binding
Source: RefSeq, a predicted model, not a curated record
UAAUCACUGAUUCAACAUUCGCACUCACAAGAAGGAAGGCUACGAACAGGAUUUCAGAGCUUUUAUAUAGACUCUAAAAUACAUGUAAAAAAAUCAGUUUUAGAAACUGAUCCGUUCCAUCAACUAAUUAAGCAAUUUCUAGAAAAGCAUAUGUAUAUGUUGCGAACCUGUGAUAGCAGGCAGCGGUCCUGACUCCUUAUCGAGUGUGAAAUGAUGGAGUGUGUAAGCUAACGUUAGCUAUUUCUGCAGUUCUUCUUAGCUAGCGAACGAGAAAAAACAUUACAUCAUAAGGAAGUUGCAACAGUCAAACUAACAGUGGAUGGUACCAGAUAAGCCAUCUGAACCAAACAAGGCUGCUGUGGUGUUGUGAGGAGACUGCUUUCUGCUGCACCAGCUGCAUGAGGAAAGCAGAACCCUCACAUAGGGCUGCCGGCUGCAGAAGGCUCUCACAGGGAAGUGGAAUCCUCCGUCAGCCCCUGAUUGUUGAAGAAUAUAACUUUUUAACUGCAUUGUUGGUCGGGCUCACAUGCAGAGCUCUGAGCAUCUCUAACAGGCAGCACUCUGCGGAACCAUGGACUCUUCUUCUUCUGAGUCCCAGUCCCAGGGCGACGGUGAGACAGCUCUGCUCCAUGCAGAGAUCAGAGAGCACCCCACCACAUCAGCUGCCUUAAUUCCCAGUGAUGACCCCAUCCUAUUGACCCCAGGGAGGAUGAGCCAGCGAAGCCAGGGGAAGGAGCGAGAGAAGAGGGAGGAGAAGGAGCGAGAGAAGGAGAAGGAGCGAGAGAAGAGGGAGGAGAAGGAGCGAGAGAAGAGGGAGGAGAAAGAGCGAGAGAAGAGGGAGGAGAAGGACAGAGAGGAGAAGAAGGAGAAGGACAGAGAGGAGAAGAAGGAGAAGGACAGAGAGGAGAAGAAGGAGAAGGAUGGGAGCCUCCACACCCCCAGCAGGGAUCACCUCGCCAGCCCCUCUUCCCUCAGCCCGGGGCUCAGCUACACCCAUGAUCUGAGCAUUUCGCGGUCAGCGGCUUCGCCCUGCUUGGCCCCUGCUGAUCCCCAGCAGGCCCUCCUCAGGCCCCCCCGGGCUCUCGCCGGCCCCAUGAUGAAGGAGGAGGGAGCGCUGUGCCGUCGCCGCUUCUCAACGUGCGGCACGACCAGCUCGCCGCGGCCCCCACAUCCCGACGGACGCAAGCUCAUCCGCAACGCUUCUUUCGGGGGCUACAACGAGCUGUCGCCCCUCUCGCUGCCAGGUUUUGACCGGGGGAAAGAAGAUUCCCUGCCUCCGAAAGAGGACUCGUCUCACUCCAUAUCCAAGAGCAAGUCAGAGUCCAAGCUCUACAAUGGCUCUGACAAGGAUGUCUCGUCGUCCGGUAACAAGCUCACCAAGAAGGAGUCGCUCAAGGUACAGAAGAAGAACUACCGUGAGGAGAAGAAGAGAGCCACCAAGGAGCUCCUCAGCACCAUCACAGACCCCUCUGUUAUUGUCAUGGCUGACUGGCUCAAGAUCCGGGGUACUCUGAAGAGCUGGACCAAGCUGUGGUGUGUGCUGAAGCCGGGGGUUCUUCUCAUCUACAAGACCCAUAAGAACGGCCAGUGGGUGGGCACGGUGCUGCUCAACGCCUGCGAGCUCAUCGAGAGACCCUCAAAGAAGGACGGCUUCUGUUUCAAACUCUUCCACCCGCUGGAGCAGUCCAUCUGGGCAGUCAAGGGUCCUAAAGGAGAGGCGGUGGGUUCCAUCACACAGCCAUUACCCAGCAGCCACCUCAUCUUCCGUGCCACCUCUGAGUCAGACGGCCGUUGUUGGAUGGAUGCUCUGGAGCUGGCUCUGAAGUGCUCCGGCCUCCUGAAGCGGACCAUGAUCCGCGAGGGCAAGGAGGAGCUGGCCAGUACAGCUGGGGAGAGCUCCCAAAUUAACUUCUACAGCCUGCUGAGAGCCCACAACAUGCAGGGUUUCCAGUUCAACGACAGUGACCAGUUCAAGGACCCUGACCUGUACUCAGACAAGUCAGACCGGGAGGGGGAGCAGGACCACGAGGAGUCAGACGUGGAGGGUCUGGGGAAGAGCGAGGAGAGUGACAGUGACACGUCGGAACGUCAGGAUGACUCCUACAUUGACCUUGACCCCAACGAGGCCCUGCGGGAGACUCCGUACCUGGAACAGUCCCACGAGGAGCUGGGAGAGGCUGGUGAGGCCUCCCAGACAGAGACGGUGUCGGAGGAGAAUAAGUCUCUGAUCUGGACGCUGCUGAAGCAGGUCAGGCCUGGGAUGGACCUGUCUAAAGUGGUCCUGCCCACCUUCAUCCUGGAGCCACGCUCCUUCCUGGACAAGCUGUCCGACUACUACUACCAUGCUGACUUCCUCUCUGAGGCAGCUGUGGAGGAGAAUGCCUACAACAGGAUGAAGAAAGUAGUGAAGUGGUAUAUCUCUGGAUUCUACAAAAAGCCACAGGGCCUGAAGAAGCCAUAUAACCCCAUCAUCGGUGAGACCUACCGCUGCAUGUGGCUCCAUAGCAAGACCAACAGCAAGACAUUCUACAUUUCUGAACAGGUGUCCCAUCAUCCUCCAGUGUCAGCGUUCUACGUCAGUAACAGGAAGGACGGCUUCUGUCUCAGCGGAAGCAUCCUGGCCAAGUCCAAGUUCUACGGAAACUCCUUGUCGGCCAUAUUGGACGGAGAGGCUCGGCUCACAUUUCUCAACAGAGGAGAAGACUACGUCAUGAACAUGCCCUACGCCCACUGCAAAGGCAUCCUGUAUGGCACCAUGACUCUGGAGCUGGCUGGCCAGAUCACCAUUGCCUGUGAGAAGACAGGAUACAGUGCCCAGCUCGAGUUCAAACUCAAGCCGUUCUUGGGUAACAAUGACAGUGUAAACCAGGUCUCUGGAAAGAUCAAGCUGGGGAAGGAGGUGCUGGCUACGCUGGAGGGACACUGGGACAGUGAAAUCUUCAUCAACGAUAAGAAGACCGGGGUGGUGGAUACGUUUUGGAACCCCACUGCAGAGCUGCGUCAGAGCAGGCUGACACGCUGCACCGUGCCUCCUGAGGACCAGGGAGACUAUGAGUCUGAGAGGUUAUGGCAGCAUGUAACGAGGGCCAUCAACAACAAGGACCAGACAGAGGCCACCAAUGAGAAGUUUAUCCUGGAGGAGGCUCAGAGGAAGUCAACCCGCGAGCGCAAGGCCAAGUGUGAGGACUGGGCGCCCGGGCUCUUUGAACAGGACCCCGUCACCGGAGAGUGGCAUUACAGAUAUGCCGACACCCGGCCGUGGGAUCCGCUGAAUGAUAUGAUUCAGUUUGAGAAAGACGGCUGGAUCCAGACUAAAGUGCGGCAUCGCACCCCUAUGGUACGUUCUGCCAGUGUAAUUAGUCUCAGUAACCAGGGCCCCAGGAGGGAUGGCAAUUGCAAGUGCCAGGUGUACAAGCGUGUGUGUGCGGUGCGUGAGUGUUUUUGUGUGACAGGGCCCAAAAGAAAGCACAAGCACAGUGACAAGCCCAAGAAACCUGAGAGUGGCUGCUCCUCCCCAGAACCUGACCGCCAGGACUCCUCCGGCAGCGAGCGACACAAAAGCAAGCACAGUAGCCGGUUAAGGAAAAAGGGCCCAGACCUUAGUGAACUUCAAAGUGCCAUUGAUUCUAUAAAGAAGACACAGGAGAACAUUUACAAGAGCAUCGGUGUGCUGCGCUCCCGAACGACAGUGGGCCAGGCGGCAGCAGAGGGCGGAUUCCUGCAGCAGCGCGACUACGCCAUCAUCAUCCUCCUCAUCCUCCUUCAGGUCUUCAUCAACUUCCUGUUCAAGUAGCAGCCGACAGACUGACAGAGAGAGAGACAGAUGGAGUUAGAGAGAGAGACCGAUGGAGAGAGAGAGACAGGACUGAUGGGGGGUUUGUCCAGGCUAAGGAGGAGAAACAGUCUGGAAGUGAAUGAACUUCAAGAGCACCCAGUAGCUCUGCCUCAACCUCUCUCUCUCUCUCUCUCUCUCUCUCUCUCUACUGAGUUUGCUCUGCCCCACUGUCCUCAGACGGGCCACCAUUGUCACACACACGUCUCCAAAGCAAGCAUUCCUGAAAGAGGCUCCUCAAAAAAAACUGAAAUUGUUUUUAAUUUCUAUUUAUUUGUACCUGUUUAAAGAUCCAUGUAUUUUUAAAGGGGGAGUGGCACCGGCCAGGACUGAAGGGAAGUUGAGGUCAGCGUUCGGCCUUAGCCGGCGUCAUGAUGUCGUCAACUGGGCCUUGGAGAAGGCAUUGACAUCUGGCGGCCAUUUUUAAUUUUGCUAACGGACACCGCUCCUUGCAUUUCACAUUGCCCCCAUUUCACCCGCCUCCCCAACGACAGGGAACAUUUUACACUGAGACUUUUGAAGAAAAAUUACUUUCAUUCAAUUUUUUUGUUAAAGAAUGUUCAUUUGUUUUGUUUGUUUGGUGUGUCCUUUGUGAGUAGAACCUCUAGUUAAAAAAUAUACGAGAAGGGAGAAGAACAGAUUUAAGCGGUCCAAUAUAUGUGACGUUCUUUUGAAGAUUUGACAAGGCUCGAGUUUCCUAGCUUGACGGUUAAUCGGCAAACAAAAGAAAAAGAAAGUAAUUGUAAUCAAUCGAUUUGAAUCGUUCCACUCAAAUUUGUAGACCAGGUCAAUUGUAUAAACUAGAUGCUUGACAUGAA